Messenger RNA from Naumovozyma dairenensis CBS 421, 546 nucleotides. It is a transcript of the gene TMA20, whose product is annotated as translation machinery-associated protein 20. The transcript is spliced from 2 exons. Gene Ontology annotation, biological process: formation of translation preinitiation complex. Gene Ontology annotation, molecular function: RNA binding. The record is from RefSeq and is a predicted model, not a curated record. NCBI's taxonomy places the organism in Eukaryota, Fungi, Ascomycota, Saccharomycetes, Saccharomycetales, Saccharomycetaceae. The coding region runs from base 1 to 546 and encodes 181 amino acids.
AUGUUCAGAAAAUUCACAAAAGAAGAUAUUCAUUCACGUUCAAAAGUGAAAUCCUCCGUUCAAAGAACAUUGAAGGCUAAAUUGACCUCUCAAUAUCCAAAAUUGGAAGAUGUGAUAGAUGAAUUAAUACCAAAGAAAAGUCAAAUUGAAUUAAUUAAAUGUGAAGAUAAGAUACAACUAUAUACAGUUGAUGGUGAAGUUUUAUUUUUCCAAAAAUUCGAUGAAUUAAUUCCAACUUUAAGAUUGGUUCAUAGAUUUCCUGAAGCUUAUCCAACUGUUCAAGUCGAUAGAGGUGCCAUUAAAUUCGUCUUAUCAGGUGCAAAUAUUAUGUGUCCUGGGUUGACUUCCCCUGGUGCCAAAUUACCUGAUGCUCCUGGGUUUGAAAAGGAUUCGAUCGUUGUUAUUACUGCAGAAAAUAAAGAUAGUGCUCUUGCAAUUGGGAAAUUACUAAUGAGUACAGAAGAUAUUAAAUCAAUUAAUAAAGGUCAUGGUGUUGAAAUGAUUCAUCAUUUAGGUGAUCCAUUAUGGAACUUCACUACUGACUAA